UCCUCAAAAUCGAAUGAACGCGAUGUAUGAUUAACGAUUAUAUUAUAAUAAUAAUGUUAUAUUGAUUACAUUUUUCAAUAUUUUGCGUCGUGCCGUGACCGGGUAAUAGCACAAAAUCUGGCUUCAAAUCUUUUUUUCGGGUUUAUUAAAUUAUAUUCUCUAUUAUUUCGUAAUUGUCCGUUCGAGUUUUUACGAAUACACUUCCGUGUAUUAUAAAUACACUAUAUUAAAUGUAUAACGCAUUUACAGUCAACUGCAAUACGCCGUAGACACACACACCACAUUUCAUUCGCUGAAUCGACGAAUCAUGAAUCAUUUCCGUUAUUAUGCAGUUGCGUUUGUCUUCGUGAUCGCGUGCAACUACAUUGCGCAUGGGCUUCACAUAAGCGAUAUUGACCUAACCCAAUAUCAUUGGGAAUCAAUGGCCGAUGUACAAACCUACGACCCUCGUACAUACCAUCUCGAAUAUAUUCAGGACUUGUGUAAAAGAAGGAGGAAACGAGGUUUUUUCUCGAUGCCGUUUACCAAAUCUGUUGAAGGCGACGAGGAGGAAACAGCCACCACGAUCACCACUUCGGACACCGACACCGACACCGACGCCGACGCCGACACCACAACCCGCACCUUUGCUAACAAGAUAGCUGAGACUGCGGCGAAAGUCCAGGCGGCCUACUGGGAUUUCAUGAACUCGGCCCAAUCGAAAAUGACGCACAUCGUGAGCAUCGGGACGGACGUGAAGAGAUCCUUGGUGGUGGCCGCUCCGUACCUGCCACUAGUGAACAAGGUCGCCACGUACAUCGUGCCUGACUUGUCACAGCGUGACGUGCUCACGUUGUCAGUGAACGUGGCGGUACUCACCACUCAAGGGAUCAAGAACUACUCGAGCACCGAAGUCACCGAAUCUUCGAGCGAACUCAAUGUUGGUGCUACUAUUAGUCAAUAUGCGAAUGGCAUUUAUAACAAAUUGAAAUAUGCUUUUAAAUCAAAAUUUGGAGAUGUUUUGGAUAAUUCAUCAGAUGAAGAAAAACCCCAUUCGCCGGAAGAAACACAUAGUAUAUUCGAUACAGUGAAAAGUAAAAUGAAUAUUUUUAGCAGUUUUAAGAAUAGUUAUGACUCACCCAUAACUGAAAACAAUGACGACCAAAUUGAGACUACAAUAGUAACACAUACUUACAUAGACGAUUCUCAAACCCCUACAACCAACACGAUCGUAACAAAAACGUCGAAAACAUAUGAAAGUAGUGCUGAACCGAUUAUUCAAACAUCAAAUGGCGAAACAAAACAUGUGAUAUUAUCUAAUAAACUAUUACAAAAUGGAAAACAUAAUGUUAAUAGAGUAAUAACUGAGAUGAAAAAUGACUCCAAUAACGACGAAAAUUCCGCGAAUGAAAGUUAUGAAUAUGACGAUGACGACGAUUUUGAAGCUUAUGAUGAUGAUAAUGAUGAUACAAGCAUGAAUGUUGACGACGAGAAUAUGAUCAAUGAUAAUAAUGUCGAAAUAAACGAAAACGAUUUAAAAGAAGUUAUGCAAGAAUCCAUGAAGUUACAGCCUGAUUUUGUACAAAAACUUGAUGGCGAGGAGUUGCUGAAACAAAUUGAUGAAUCUCAAAAAUCGCUACCAAAUCCAAAGACCGACAAUAGAAAAAUAUUUAAUGCAUUAAUAGAAGAACUGGACAUUGAUCAACGCGUUAGCGAUGAUAAAGUAAAUGAGUUAAUCAAUGGCCUCGAAAAAAUUACGAACUAUUUUAUAUCUAGUGGAAUUAAAAAAAAUGAAAUAUUAACGACUCCUCCAACAUUACCGAUGAAUUAAGCGUGAAAAUCAAUUGUAAUUGUUAAGCGAUUAACAUUUUAAAUAAUAUAAAAUACCAUAUAAAAAC
Rhopalosiphum maidis (corn leaf aphid) is the source of this 1877-nucleotide messenger RNA. Its product is annotated as DNA-directed RNA polymerase II subunit RPB1-like. Bases 308 to 1810 code for a protein of 500 amino acids. The transcript is spliced from 4 exons. The record is from RefSeq and is a predicted model, not a curated record. Lineage: Eukaryota; Metazoa; Arthropoda; Insecta; Hemiptera; Aphididae.